Molecule: messenger RNA, 983 nt
Organism: Raphanus sativus (radish)
Lineage: Eukaryota; Viridiplantae; Streptophyta; Magnoliopsida; Brassicales; Brassicaceae
Product: short-chain dehydrogenase/reductase SDRA
Exons: 6
Coding region: 81-848 (255 amino acids)
Molecular function (GO): oxidoreductase activity
Source: RefSeq, a predicted model, not a curated record
ACAUCACACUCAUCAAUCAUCAUCGGCUAAGAGAGAGAAAGAAGGUAAAAAAGAAAAAAGAAAGAGAGAGAGAGAGAGAAAUGGAGGGGAAGAAGAUAGGGAGGAGAUUGGAAGGAAAGGUGGCGAUAGUAACGGCUUCGACGCAAGGGAUCGGCUUCGGUAUCAUCGAGCGUUUCGGUCUCGAAGGCGCUUCCGUCGUCGUUUCUUCCCGCAAGCAGGCAAAUGUUGAGGAAGCAGUAGAAAAACUCAAAUCCAAAGGGAUUGAUGCUUAUGGAAUUGUCUGUCACGUUUCCAAUGCUCAACAUCGCCGUAAUCUUGUCGAAAAGACUGUUCAGAAAUAUGGAAAGAUAGAUAUCCUUGUCUGUAACGCCGCUGCUAAUCCAUCUACAGACCCAAUCUUGUCCACCAAAGAAGCUGUCCUCGACAAGCUUUGGGAAAUCAAUGUCAAAUCAUCUAUACUUCUCCUUCAGGAUAUGGCUCCUCACUUAGAGAAGGGCUCUUCUGUUAUUUUCAUAACUUCUAUCGCUGGAUUUCAACCACAAGGAUCCAUGGCUAUGUAUGGUGUCACUAAGACUGCUCUUCUCGGACUAACCAAGGCUCUUGCUGCUGAGAUGGGUCCGGACACACGUGUCAACGCGGUUGCUCCCGGUUUUGUGCCCACACACUUUGCUUCUUUCAUCACCGGAAACUCCCAAGUGAGGGAAAGCAUCGAAGAGAAGACUCUGCUUAAUAGGUUGGGAACAACAGGAGACAUGGCUGCUGCUACGGCUUUCUUAGCAUCUGAUGAUUCUUCUUACAUCACCGGAGAAACUUUGGUCGUCGCUGGAGGAAUGCCCUCAAGACUCUAAACCAAGUAAUAGUCUAAGAAAAAACUAAUUAUAAAUUUAUAAUGAAAGUCAUUUUAUUUUCGGUUUUCACGAAAUAAGAUUUUAAGAAAACAAAAGAAGUUCUAAUAAUAUACAGUACCUUUGUUUGGUUCUUUA